Messenger RNA from Candidula unifasciata, 1569 nucleotides. NCBI's taxonomy places the organism in Eukaryota, Metazoa, Mollusca, Gastropoda, Stylommatophora, Geomitridae. The record is from the annotation of a GenBank genome assembly.
AUGGGCGCUUGGCAGGCACGUAGAAAAACACUUACUUCGACAUGGGUGGGAGGAGCUUACAUCAACGGAACAGCGGAAGUGAUCAUGAGGUCAGGUCUUCUAUGGUGCCAGGCCCCAGUUGGAUAUGCCCUUAGUUUAGUGUUUGGUGGGCUUUUCUUCGCCAACAAAAUGCGGACGGAGGGUUACGUGACCAUGCUCGACCCUUUCCAGAACAAGUACGGCGAGAGAAUGGGAGGCUUGCUGUUCCUUCCUGCCUUACUGGGAGAAGUAUUUUGGACAGGCGCUGUUCUGGCUGCGCUAGGCUCCACAUUGUCCGUCAUCAUGGAGUUGGAACCGCGCCCUGCCAUCAUCGCCUCGGCAGCCGUUGCCUUGUUCUACACGCUCAUUGGCGGGCUCUACUCUGUUGCCUACACCGACAUAGUUCAGCUAUUCUGUAUCUUCUUUGGUUUGUGGAUCAGUGUCCCCUUCGCUAUGACUCACGAAGCUGUCCAUGACAUUUCCAUCAAUGCCACAGAAAAUUGGAUUCAUCCAAUAGCCGUUGCCGACCUGCCAGUUUACAUUGACAAUUUCUUACUGCUGACGUGUGGAGGAAUUCCAUGGCAGGUGUACUUUCAAAGAGUCCUAUCAUCCAAAUCAGCACUGAAAGCGCAAAUACUCUCCUACAUCGCUGCUAUAGGAUGUGUCGUCAUGGCAACACCUGCAGCACUACUAGGUGCAGUUGCUGCUUCCACAGACUGGAACCGUACUGCCUGGCCCGGCCCUGUCCCAAUACCAAGCGAGGAUCUGCCAAUGAUUCUGCCGAUGACCCUCCAGUACCUCUGUCCUCCGUACAUCACCUUCAUGGGACUUGGAGCUCUGUCAGCCGCUGUGAUGUCCUCGGCAGAUUCCUCCAUUUUGUCUGCUGCCUCCAUGUUUGCUCGGAACAUAUACAGAUCCCUCUUCAGACAUGCCGCAUCAGAAAGAGAAGUCAUCUGGGUAAUGCGUGCUGCCAUAUUUGGUGUCUCUGCCAUGGCACUAGCUAUGGCCCUGUGUGUGGAAUCCAUCUACGUGCUCUGGACCCUCUGUGCUGACCUGGUCUACGUUAUACUCUUCCCGCAGCUCAUUGCCGUCAUUUAUAUCAAGAAAUCCAACACAUACGGAUCUUUGGCCGGCUACGUGUUCGGCCUCUUCUUUCGCAUCAGCGGAGGGGAACCCGCGCUCAAUAUUCCAGCAGUGCUUAAGUACCCGGGGUACGAGGAAGCCACUGGUGUACAGGUGUUCCCAUACAAAACCUUAUCAAUGAUGGUGACCUUGUUCUCCCUUGUCUCCGUGUCAUACCUGACGCACCACUUGUUCAUGACCGGAAAGCUUCCUCGCCGUUUUGAUGUCUUCAUGUGCAUUGUAAACAUUCCAGACGAACAGAUGAUCUUGGCUUCCAGAGAGAGUUUAGACGAAAAAACAAAAUUCGGUCUUUAUGGAAAAGAAAACGGAGGCAAAGUCAACCCAGCUCUGAAGUUUUCCAGUGAAGAUUUGAUAACGACUGGGGAUGGGGAUUCUGACAGUGACUCUAAACCUGGAUUAAUUCAGUAG